CGUAGGACUUGAAGGAAGCGGGCAGGGCAGCGCGAAAAAAGAAAACAUAAGGUCCGACUGACUUUACUUGUUCGCUGGAUGUGUUUUGCUUUCCCGGUUUAUGUCUGCCUCGUUAAUUUUCGGAGCACUUGUAUGCAUGGCUUUCUGGCUUGAAUGGCGGAUAAUGUCAGCUAAAACCACUCCCUUUUAAAGGGUUAAUAAUGGAGACUCCCAAUUCAUUAAAGUCCAGACCAAUAUAUACAACACCAGAAGACAAGCUUACUUCUAGUGAACCACAAACCUCAACAAACAAGCAGACAUUGAGUGACACCCUUAGAGAGAGAUUAAGGAAAACCAGACGUUCCUUUGCAUCGCCAUUCUCUGUGGCGAAACGGCUUAAAAUUGAUGAUGAUGCUAAAGCGGAAGCUGUGUCUCCAGUUCCCAAUGGAAGUUCAGAGAAGAUGAGUGAUGAUAUUACUGGAGAGAAGGCUUCAUAUCACACUGUGAAGAAACAUAUAGCCUCCACAGAGCCACUGUCUGUUGACACAGACACUGCUGAAGUGAUUUCCUUGCAGCCCAGGUCUGUUUGCUUGCAAGCACUAGUUGAUCUGCCAGAAACGGAGCUUAAAAUGUUACGUGAUGCACUGAAGAAAGAAGUACAAGAGCAAGAAGAGACGCUUCGUAGACUGAACAUGGCGAAAAUGUAUAGAGCAAAGAAUGACUUGGAUGUGUUGCAGUGUCUGAUAAGUAAAUGGAGAUUAUGCAGCCAGUCAGUGCUGUAUGAGCUGCAGUCGGUUCUUCCUUCAGACAGCAGUAAGUUGAGUCUAACUCAGCUUAUUGAUGGCUUUGGACUCGAUGAUAAGAUACUGCACUAUGACAGAAUAAAGGAAGAGUUUCUGGAUAUGUAAUCUG
Messenger RNA from Erpetoichthys calabaricus (reedfish), 891 nucleotides. RefSeq names its product SWI5-dependent homologous recombination repair protein 1 (gene sfr1). Gene Ontology annotation, cellular component: Swi5-Sfr1 complex. Lineage: Eukaryota; Metazoa; Chordata; Cladistia; Polypteriformes; Polypteridae. The transcript is spliced from 4 exons. The coding region runs from base 201 to 887 and encodes 228 amino acids. Gene Ontology annotation, biological process: positive regulation of DNA-templated transcription; double-strand break repair via homologous recombination. The record is from RefSeq and is a predicted model, not a curated record.